This is a messenger RNA of Rattus norvegicus (Norway rat), 2754 nucleotides long. NCBI's taxonomy places the organism in Eukaryota, Metazoa, Chordata, Mammalia, Rodentia, Muridae. The record is from RefSeq and is a predicted model, not a curated record.
AUGUCUCCUUCAACCUCUUCCUGGUACAAGGCGGCUGCCAGGACCUGGUGUCAUUCUAAGUGGUCACAGGAUGAGACCCUGCAAGAGGAUCUCCAUUUCAGCUUCCAAGAGGCCUCAUUGUGGACAGACCCUGGAUACAGGCAGCUAGAGGCUGGAGAACCCCCGUUCAUCAAGCCUGAUGUGCAGAAGAUACUGGAGGUGCAGACUAGCAAGAGGGUAGAACUGAAGCUCUGGAAAGAGCAAGGAAGGGAGAGCUUUGACCACGCCUUGAGCUGUGUGGGUGAUAUGCUGCAGUCCUGGAGCAGCGAGCAGGCCAUCACCUGCAAGUCAGAGCAGCUCUCAGGUCUCCAUCAGCUCUUUUCCCCCAGGGUCUUCUGGAACAAGUCUCAGAAGGACUGCACGCAGCUUUACUGAGGCCUCCCCUUUCUUCACAGUGAGUCCCUUAUGGCUACUGUCAGCAUGGAUUUCACUGACCCCCAGCUCAAAGAGCACCUAGAGCAACACUUAAAAACCAGGUUCUGGAAACAUGAGGACCAAAAGAUCCAGCUAUCUACUUAUCUCAUGAAGUCUGAGGACAAACUCCCAGGGAUGGGUCAUGCAGAAGAUAAUCGAGGGACUUCAUGUUCCUCAGCACUGGCAGGAAAAAGCAGCCCGCAUGCACAGAGGGUCUCAGCAAAAGGUCCAGAGAUACUCCAGACAGGGAAGGACCCAUGCUGCGAUCUGACAAACGGUCCGGGAAGACCUCUGAGAGAUACUGAUGGGAUCACAGAGGGAUCUCUGGGCACAGUUCUAGACUCGAUCGCUGUGACAGAGGUGGAGAACUCUGUGAGACAGCCAAGAAGCAACUCAGCAGGUCCCCAGCCAGGAGGACCAGGAGAGCAGCAGCUACAAGACACACUGAGGAACCACUUCAGUGAGCACAGCCAUGACAAUGACAGUAUGGUGCCUGUGGGCACUUGCCCUGGAAUUCCGGGGGACCACAUGGUGGUCUGUCGUGAAAACUCAGAGACCCAUUUGGACAACUCAGAAAUUGAAAAACCAGAAACAAAUAUCAAAACGGAGAAGCAGAAGUCGUUGAAUGAUGGGUCCACCUUCAAGGAUACUUCUCCUGGGCUUCCCUUGCUAGAUCCUGACGUCCAGCAGGUGCUGGAAACUCAUCUUUCAAGACACCUGGUGAGGCACAGAUGGAUCUUGCCCCUCAGAGGCCUCAGGGCCCUACAACUCUUCAAGGUGAACAAGGCUGUAGCUUUGUCACUUCCACAACCCCCAAGUCCCUCUCAGACAUCUUUGAAAUCUAGGGAUGACUCUGUUACAAAAAUUGCUGCUGUCCUGGGAGACCCUUUUCAGAAAGGUUCAGAAGGAAAUCUGAAAAGAAAAACAGUUUUCCAGAGUCAAACCCCUCCCUCUGCCCUCAACCUUGAAUUUCCAAGUGGAACUCGUCCUAGUGACAAAUUAUGCCCCUCUGAGUCCCCUUCAAAUGUCCAGAAGAGCAGAGUGGCUUCCUUGUACAGGACACGCAGCCUUGUAGUCAGAGACCGGCACAGCGACACAGUUCUAGGACCUCGGAAUGACAACCCAGUGCCAGGUCCAAACCUACUCAAGAGUGACCAUGCCUCACAGGAGAGUGAGGGUGCAGAUUUAGACCUCUCCCAUGGGCUGUCAGUUCAGGGGACCAUUGUGGACGCCUGGCCAACAACUAGCAGAGAUAAAAGGGAGCUGGAGGAGGAAGGGUCCUGUGACUGGGCACUCAAUGCAGAAGCCAGGGAAAUGUCACCCACUCAGAGUAAAGAACAUCUGAAAGGUAUAGAAUCCCUGAAAGUCAAUGAAAAACAGUCACCUUCCAGAGCCAUUUCCAAGGAGCCUGAAGAUUCUGUUACUGCUGUCUUCCUGCAGGACUGUAGCCCUGGCAUGAUCUUUCAAGACUGUGGCCCAGAGGUCCUGCUGGAGGCAGAUCUCCUAGCCUCUCAGGCCUCACAGUCAGGCUUCAGGACUAGGUCCACUACCAGCAAAACAUCCUCCAGGGACAUGUACCCUUACUUUUCAAGAGGAGGGAAUGUGCCCAAGAAUAUUAAAUCUGAAGAACCAUGGACUAGCCAUAUCUAUGAUCUAACUAAAUACAAAGAGGGCUUUAGGGGCCCCAGGCAAGAUAGACACCUUUCACAGACGAGACCUGCCCAAGCCUGCUGGUCAGAUACUCGUGAAAACAAUUCCUCCCCUCUUCCAGAAAAAACAUUUGGGGACAGGAUAAAAAGUUUUAUGACACACAUUAUGUCAAGUAAAAGUAAAGUGCAGGAGAACUCCCUGCAAAAACACAAGGCCUCAUCAGUCACUUCCCUAAGUCAAGGCUCAGUCAUCAGCAGGGUGUUUCUGCCCCAACAGGUAGCUGAGGCUCAAGACUUCACGAUCUCGGUCAGGCCUAUUCUACAGGAGAAAGUGGGGGUUGGCCAUUCCAGGACAGCCUCAAAGAAAAGUUUGCACAAAGAACCACCCCAGGCUCCUAUGGGCAGGCAUGUCUGCCUCCACAGGACUGCCACUGCAGAAAGACACGAAACACAAGGAAACACUCCCAAGGUACACAGCCAACCUUCCACAGACAAAUGGAUGGACUACACCAGCCAGGCCCAAUUGCUCAGAGAUACAGACUAUGGACUCUCAGGGACCCGUCCGCUGGCGCUCCACCGCAAGCUGGAGGAGCCCUUUAUCUUUCCAGUGUCUGGAUGCCAACCCAGAAAGCAGUCCCAGAAGAUUGUCUAA